AUGUCGCUUUUUAGCCGUUACGGUGGAGAAACCAAAGUAUAUGUUGGUAAUCUAGGAGCUGGUGCUGGUAAAGGUGAACUUGAGAGAGCUUUCAGCUACUACGGACCAUUACAUAAAGUAUGGAUUGCGCGAAAUCCUCCGGGAUUUGCGUUUGUUGACUUUGAAGACCCAAACGAUGCUGAACUUGCAGUUCGUAGGCUAGAUGGAAGAGUGAUCUGUGGCUCUAGGGUUAGAGUGGAGUUUCGCCAUGAUAGACCCCCAGCACGCCGGCCAUUUGAUCCCAAUAAUAGAUGUUAUGAGGAUGGCGAGAAAGACCAUUAUGCUUAUGACUGUCAUCGCUAUGGUCGUCAGAGAAGAAGCACUUCACGGUCCAGAGGAAGGAGAUAUUCUCGCUCACGUAGCCGACGUCGUGCCCAGAGAUCCAGGGCUAGUCGUUUGCCAUCAGGAAGCCCUCAAAGGAGUGUGAGUCUUGAAAGACUGGAUUAG
This is a messenger RNA of Zootoca vivipara (common lizard), 486 nucleotides long. The record is from RefSeq and is a predicted model, not a curated record. NCBI's taxonomy places the organism in Eukaryota, Metazoa, Chordata, Lepidosauria, Squamata, Lacertidae.